Molecule: messenger RNA, 1627 nt
Organism: Durotheca rogersii
Lineage: Eukaryota; Fungi; Ascomycota; Sordariomycetes; Xylariales; Xylariaceae
Product: lytic polysaccharide monooxygenase
Exons: 5
Coding region: 132-1103 (323 amino acids)
Biological process (GO): carbohydrate metabolic process
Cellular component (GO): extracellular region
Molecular function (GO): cellulose binding
Source: RefSeq, a predicted model, not a curated record
GGCUCGGCAGUCAUGCCGUGUUCCAGAAAUGCUGUGCAGAUACGAUUGCAUAGGGGACUAGAGAGAGGAUCCUCAAAUUGCGUGAUUCACCUGCACUCGCCUCCCGUUACCGCUGAACGGAACCAUACGCCAUGAAGUUAGGCUUGAUCUCUGCCGCUGCCGCCCUGGGCGCCACGCGGGUCGCUGGACACGCCACCUUCCAGGAUCUCUGGGUCAAUGGCGUUGAUAUGGGCGAAUCGUGUGCGAGGUUGCCGUUGUCCAACUCACCGGUGACGGACGUAUCGUCGAAGGAUAUCGUUUGCAACACGGGGACGAGUCCUGUCCCCGGCAAGUGCAGUGUGGCCGCGGGCUCGACAGUGACGGUUGAGAUGCACCAGCAACCUCGCGAGCGCUCCUGCUCCUCUGAAGCGAUCGGUGGCGCGCACCACGGGCCGGUACAGGUUUAUCUAAGUGCGGUGUCAGACGCUUCGACCGCGGACGGGUCGACACCGUGGUUCAAAAUCUUCGCCGAUACCUGGGCGAAGAAUCCGUCGGGCGGUUCCGGAGACGACGACUUCUGGGGCACCAAGGACCUCAACACCUGUUGCGGUCUCAUGGACGUCAAGAUCCCCGCCGACCUCGCCCCGGGCGACUACCUCCUGCGUGCCGAGGCACUCGCUCUACACGCCGCCGGCCAGAGCGGUGGUGGCCAGUUCUAUAUUACGUGCUUCCAGCUUACCAUCACGGGCAGCGGCAGCGCAAAACCCGCAGGCGUGUCGCUACCCGGAGCCUACAAGGCCAGCGACGCGGGUAUUCUCGUUAACAUCCAUUCUUCGCUGUCGGCUUACGUCGCUCCUGGCCCGGCUGUCUACUCGGGCGGGUCGACAAAGAGCGCGGGCUCGGCGUGCGUUGGUUGCGAGAGUACUUGCACGGCCGGAAAGGGCCCCUCCAGCUCGGCCGUCGGCAGCCCUACAUCGACAGCGCCGCAACCGACCAGCACGGGCGGGUCUGGAUGCUCUGUCGGGUUGUAUGGUCAAUGUGGCGGGAUCGGAUUCACUGGCUGCACCGCUUGUGCCAGCGGAACUUGCAAGGCACUUAAUGACUACUAUUCGCAGUGUGUCUAAUAAGAGCCGGAAGCUGGUGAACCUGCGAACGCGUGUCUUAGUAUGCGAGCAGGGAACGGGCGCAUUUUGAGAAGGGAGCCAUUCUUAAUUUAGUGGCCGAAUUGUUAACGUUGUUCAUGUUGAUAUUGGUUCGCUCGAGCUCGCGCUUUGAAUCGGUCUGUGAACUAUUGGUAUCAACGACCGGUCGUGACGAUUCCUCUGUAUAAAGUCUAAGCCUUGCCAUCUGUGUUCCCGGGUAUCAUACCAAAAAUAACAAGCAUGGGCCGACCAUGCGUAGGACGCCACAGGCCAGACCAACAUCCCCAUGCCAUCGUAUCCAAACACACGGGGUAAAAAAAAAAAAAAAAAAAAAUCAAGCCGGGGGACCUAUAUAGUUCUCACGGCCGUGUAUCAGGUACCACCCCACUGAAAUGACGGUAAAUCCCACGAACACAACCGAGGCGUAGUUCAUGAGACUAGGGUCGUCGACCGGAACGGUAGAAGGCAUGCAGAACAGCGGAAUCGCUAGUAGGGACCAAGCUAUC